Messenger RNA from Miscanthus lutarioriparius, 627 nucleotides. NCBI's taxonomy places the organism in Eukaryota, Viridiplantae, Streptophyta, Magnoliopsida, Poales, Poaceae. The record is from the annotation of a GenBank genome assembly.
AUGGAGCAACAAGCUGGUUCUGUUACUACUGCUGUCCCUACUUCAUUUGCCCCUGCAGUACCAUCCCAAGCCAUCAAGCCUUUUUCCAACAAUCAUGUUCCCGACACGAUUGAUCUCAGAGGAGACACAAAAAUUAUUGUAUGCGCCCUUGCUGCUCCAGGCAAUCCAGUUCCUGGUCCAUUUCGUGCAGAACGCGAACGUCGAACGUUCUGGACAGCAUGUCCAAAUUGCAAGAAAAAGAACAAACAUUCCAUAGAGUAUCUUGGUUGCAACAUUUCUUGCCUUCAAUGCAGUGAAACAUUCAAAGCCACUGAAGUAUCAAGACCUCGAAACCAACGUACAACCACUACAGAGAAUGUUCACUCUGGAGCAAUUGUUUCAUCUCCAGGGACCAUGGUGGAACCUAGCAAAAUGACACCAACUGUGGAGACUUCUCUCCGAAAGAAGGUAAAAAGGGAGAUCAAUGCAACACAGGCUGGAGGUAAACAUAGAAACAAUCUUCAGGGUAGCUUUGAUGUACAAAAAAGAAAUACAACUAUGGAGCAUAACAUUAUUAGAGGAAAGGCUCAUCAUGAGGAGAGCCAGAUCCAACAAAUAUUAGAAAGAGAAUCCCCAAGGAUGAGAUAA